AUGUCAUCAUCUAAUGACGCAAGGAAGGGGCCUCAGGCCGAGGCCAUAGACGGCUAUCAAAUAGGAACUGAAAUAGGUAAAGGCUCAUUUGCUAAUGUUUAUAAAGGUGUAGUAUUGAAAACUCACACGCCAGUUGCUGUCAAAUCAGUAUUGCGUACCAAACUCAAAAAUAAGAAACUCCUUGAAAAUUUAGAAAUCGAAAUUCAAAUCCUCAAGACAAUGGCUCACCCUCAUAUUGUGGCGCUCAUUGAUUGUGUUCAAUCUGCAAAUUAUUUCCACAUCAUCAUGGAGUAUUGCUCGCUUGGUGAUUUGUCAUAUUUUAUAAGAAAAAGAAAUCAAUUGGUAAAAUCACAUCCCCUAAUAUCCCAACUAUUGAUUAAAUAUCCAUCCCCAGAAAAUUCCAAUGGCCUUCAUCGUAUAAUGGUUAUUCAUUUUCUCAAGCAACUAGCGUCUGCCCUCGAAUUCCUUAGGCAACGUAACCUUGUCCAUAGAGACAUCAAACCCCAAAAUCUUUUACUUUGCUAUCCAGCCCAUUCAAAAGAAGAAUUCACCCAGAAUCACUACGUUGGGUUCUAUGACUUACCAAUCCUUAAAGUGGCGGACUUUGGGUUUGCCCGGUUUUUACCAAAUCAAACUCUUGCGGAAACCUUGUGCGGCUCUCCUCUUUACAUGGCUCCAGAGAUUUUGGGUUAUCAUAAGUAUAAUGCCAAAGCUGAUUUAUGGUCUGUGGGAGCGGUGCUUUAUGAAAUGAGUAUCGGGAAACCGCCAUUUAGAGCCAAUAACCACGUUGAAUUACUUAAAAAAAUUGAGAACGCCCAUGAUAAUAUUUCAUUUCCAGAGACUAUCGAAUUAGACCAAGAUAUCAAGAGAGUCAUUUGUGGAUUAUUGAAGUUGAAACCAAUUGAACGAAUGAGUUUUAAUGAGUUUUUCAAUGAUCGUUUGAUUUUAGAUGAUUUUAGCGAAGAAGUAAAUGAUAGCCAGUUGUUGGACCAUUCCUCAAUCGAUGAGAACUUAUUCAUUAGUGAAUACUUGCCCCAGAAUGACAAAAUUAAACAUAGCCUACCAAUACAGCAGCAGUCCCCUCGCUCACCAAAAAUCGUUAAAGCUCCUGAUCCAGUCGUGGAAUUACCAAAGCAAGAAAAUCAAUCGCAGCCCGAACAACAAAUUAAACCACCAUCAGAAACUCCAACGAAAAACUCACUACUUAAACAACAAUUGGAGAACCAUGGCUCAGUUGUCGAGAAAAUCGAAACCUCUAAACCUCCUGGGAUCAUUGAUUCACCCCGUGCUAGUAAUUAUCUGUCAGGAAGCAGUACGAAAAUGAAAGGCUCGUCGAAUUCGCUCAAGGCAAAAAGUAAUGCCACCGAGCUUCUCAAUGAGAGGGAUUACGUCGUGGUUGAGAAAAAGUCGGUUGAAGUCAAUGCGUUAGCUGAUGAACUUGCAAAUUUGGGGACAAAUAAUUCUAAUAAUAAGGUGGUUACUACCACUAAAUCUAAUGAUAGACGGCGCAGAAGCUCCAGUUCGAGUCAAAAAAGACCGAGUUUUGGAGAUCGAAGAUUCUCAAUCUCAUUAUCACCCUCUAAUGCGUUGUCCAAAGCGAUUGUUCUUGCAUCAACAAAGCUUUGGGGUGCAAAUACUUAUCUGAGUAAAGAAAUACCUAAUUAUGUCGUUAACGACUCACCAUCCAAUAUCCCACAAGGAUUCUCCCCAUCCAAUAAUAUAUUCAUAUCCGAAACUGUCAACAAUUCUCCAGCAAUUGUUGGGACUCCAAAUAAUGCGCUUAUCACUAGCCCCACUGCAACCAACAACAAUGUAAAUCCUGAUUCUGAAGACUUUUUAACUAAUCUCAUUGUUCAAUUAGAAUCACUUGCUGCAAAGGCCCAUGCCGUCAAUCUGUUUGCCCACGUAAAGUACUCUCAAUUGAUUCCGUUCACUCCUUCUUCGUUAUCCUCUGCCAUUGCUGAUGAUAGUGAUGAUGAGGACCCAGAAUUCUUAUCCGAGAAGACCUCUCAUUUACCUCCAGUGGCGGUGAAAAGUAUUUCAGAAGAAGGUCUCGCUUUAUAUAUCAAAACUUUGUCGUUGUUGGCCAAAGCAAUGAAUUUGACUAGUGAUUGGUGGUACCUGAGUGAAAAUGGGGCAGUAUUGAAAUCGCAUUACAACGAAGGCUUUCAAGGUAAUAAUAACUUUGACAGUUCUUUGACUACCAGAUUGAAUUCGUUGGUGCAAUGGAUUAGAAAUAUAUUCAAUGAUUGUUUGGAUAAGGCUGAUUUCAUCAGGUUGAAGUUAAACGAAGCCAACCAAAAAUUGGGUCUUGGAGGGCUCGAUCCAGAGAGUAAUUUGAACUCUGAUGUGAUUGCAGAAAAGUUGAUUUUUGACCGAGCUUUGGAAAUAUCGCGAAAUGCAGCAGUUAAUGAACUUGUUGGUGAAGAUUUGUUGGGUUGUGAAUUGGCAUAUAGCACCUCGAUCUGGAUGUUGGAAGCUAUUCUUGACAGCAACAAUGAUGGUCAGGCUGGUAAGAGUAGCGAAAUCGAAGACGUGAGAUUAGAUCAGGAAGAUAAAGCCAUGGUCCAGAAAUUCAUUGUCAGUAUUGGAAACCGGUUGAAUGUACUUCGAAAGAAGAUUGAGCUUAUGAGCAAUGAGGGUUCUACUAAUUUGAAUAAGUGA
Saccharomycopsis crataegensis is the source of this 2664-nucleotide messenger RNA. RefSeq names its product serine/threonine protein kinase ATG1 (gene ATG1). Gene Ontology annotation, cellular component: cytoplasm; phagophore assembly site membrane; phagophore assembly site. The record is from RefSeq and is a predicted model, not a curated record. Gene Ontology annotation, biological process: regulation of autophagy; response to starvation; protein autophosphorylation. The transcript is spliced from 2 exons. Lineage: Eukaryota; Fungi; Ascomycota; Saccharomycetes; Ascoideales; Saccharomycopsidaceae. The coding region runs from base 1 to 2664 and encodes 887 amino acids. Gene Ontology annotation, molecular function: protein serine/threonine kinase activity; ATP binding.